This is a messenger RNA of Paramecium primaurelia, 1120 nucleotides long. Lineage: Eukaryota; Ciliophora; Oligohymenophorea; Peniculida; Parameciidae. The record is from the annotation of a GenBank genome assembly.
AUGUGUGAUUCCUAAUGGGGAUAGUUAAAUGGGCAAUUUAUAAUAGUAGUAAGAAAUCAAUAACACGUAGAAGCCUUAAUGAAAAGUGAAUCAUAGUUACUUACAAGUCUAGUUAAAAAUGUACAAUAUUGUAUAUUUUCAAAUUUAGCAUAUUCCUGUUGUAUUUAAAGAUGAUGUACAUAUGUUUUAGUAGCCAAUUGAAUUAAUAUUGGAUUACUUCAAUUAACCAAUAGAAAUUAUUGAAACUAAUAUUCUAAGCUUUUAGACAUUAAUCUAAAAAUGUGUUUAUUAAAGACCUAUUCCAAAAUUAAGGGAGUUAAAAAAAAAUAGAAAAACAAGUUCAACUGAGAGAGUAAAGAAACCUAAUGGAUAUGAUAGAAUAUAUGAUAUAUUAAAUAUUGAAAGGAAAUAAGAAUAGAUUAAGAGAGAUGAUAUUUAUAUAUUUAAGGAUUUAUCUAAAUCUGUUGAUCCUUAAAUAAUUAAGGGAUUCAAUAAUGAUUAUGAUUUUGGAGUGUUAAUUGUGAUAUAUGAAAAAUUGGGAUUUAGUCAUAUUGAUCUUUUAAAUGAAGUUGUUAAAUUCUAUGUUUAAGAGAAGAAUUAAAAAAUAUUAUCAUAUUUAAAUUUAUGGUUGGAUUAUCGAUAAGUAGAUUUGAUUAAUGAUAAUAGUGUAUUUUGCACAAUAUUUUUGUAAUUUUUAAAUUUAGUUGAAUUGAUUGAUAAUGCUAAAUAGAAUGAAUUAGAAUAGAAAAUAAAAGUUAUUUUAAAUGGAAAAAAGAAUAUACUUACAACAACAUUGAAUUCACCAUCUCCAACUCUUUUAUAAAGAAAAUAAAGUCUUGAUCAUCCAUAAAAGAAUAAGAAAUUUAGAAAUUUAUCAAUGCAAAUAUUGAAUUAAUCAAUAAUUUAGAAUCUAUCUACUUAAUUUGAUGGCAAUUGUUUCUACCUAAAUUGUAAUGUUGAAAUUCUAUAAAAAUAAUUUUGGAUUAUUGAUAUUGAACAAUUUUCUAAGAUAAGUAUAACAGCUAUGCUUAACUAAAACCAUUUAAUCAAGUAUUGUCAGUAAUAAUUUACAGGAAUGAUGAAAUUAGCGAUUAUUUUGAUUAUCUUUUAUUCCAUAUGA